Molecule: messenger RNA, 800 nt
Organism: Myxocyprinus asiaticus (Chinese sucker)
Lineage: Eukaryota; Metazoa; Chordata; Actinopteri; Cypriniformes; Catostomidae
Exons: 4
Coding region: 2-712 (236 amino acids)
Molecular function (GO): calcium ion binding
Source: RefSeq, a predicted model, not a curated record
GAUGGCGGAGGUGAGCGCGAGUAGCGGCAGCAGUGACUCUUCCAGCACGGCUGAGGAGGAGUGCGUGCGGCGGCUGUUUCAGACGUGUGACGGGGACGGAGACGGAUUCAUCAACCGGAAUGAUCUGUUGAUGGUGUGUCGUCAGUUGAAUAUGGAAGACUCCGUCGCUGAGAUUAUGGGUCAGCUUGGCGCAGAUGAGCGUGGGAAGAUUUCCUUUGAAGAUUUCACACGCUGUCACAUGCAGCUGGUCAACGAGAUCCGCAAGGAAGAAGGACAACUAUUGCUCGUCUCAAGCGACUCGGACAAGAGGAAACUUAGGGAACGCAUCACCUCCUGGCCAACCAGCAGUGAGAAUAGUUUAGGCGCUCGUGAGAGUUGGGAAUAUGAUUCUGGAGCGCGAGACUUACAGAGUCCAGAUCUACAGUCACCAACACAACAUCAACCACAGCAGAAUUCACCGCUGAUCCACAAACUUCUAGAUCAACCCAACGUUCUGGAUCCUUCAGCUGGACUCCACAAGCUCUUGACCCCGCCUCCUGUCAACUGCAGCAGCCCAUUGGGCGGUAGUUACCUGGAACUGGCCAAUACGGUCGAGGAAGGCGGGGAUGACCCGCCGGCAGUCGGGGCGCAAGGCACCCCCAAAGGAGAGGAAGGGGGGAUGUACGUCAUGCCGGGGGCUCCCCGGCCUGAGUCAACGCCGGGAGGAGUGUAGAGUCGAGGAUGGCGGGGCUGGGCUGGGCUGGAACAAUGCACGCCUGGACCCCAAUCAGCCUGAUGGGGCGCGCGCGGGAUAAAGGCAG